CCCCCCCGCCCGCCCGCUCCCGCGCGUGGCCUGCAGCAGCGGUAGCACGCGGCGGCUCCGCGGGAAGGUUGUAGAAGGAGGGGGAGGGCCAUGGCGGAGGAGAAGGAGUCGACGUCGAUCCCGCUCAGCCAGGCGGCGGAGGCGGUCGACCCCGAGGACCCGGCCAAGGCGCCGCCGCGCCCCAGCUCGCCCACCACGUCCACCCGCAAGGCAUGCUGUGCUGUUCUUCAAAGUUGGGUGUCAAGAAAAUUUAUGACCGGAUGCGUAGUCCUUUUCCCUGUGGCUUUCACAUUCUUCAUCACUUGGUGGUUUAUUCAAUUUGUGGAUGGUUUUUUCAGUCCACUAUAUGCCAAAGUUGGAAUCGACAUAUUUGGUCUUGGUUUUUUGACAUCUCUGGCAUUCAUAUUUCUGGUUGGAAUAUUUGUUUCUUCAUGGGUGGGCUCAACUAUCUUCUGGGUUGGAGAAUGGUUUAUAAAGAAAAUGCCAUUUGUAAAGCACAUAUAUUCAGCAUCAAAGCAAGUCAGCACCGCCAUUUCACCAGACCAAAAUACAACAGCAUUCAAAGAAGUUGCAAUAAUUCGCCAUCCACGUGUUGGGGAAUAUGCGUUUGGAUUUAUAACAUCAACCGUUGUUCUUCAGACAGAUAAAGGCGACGAGGAACUAUGUAGUGUUUAUGUGCCAACAAAUCAUCUUUAUAUUGGUGACAUAUUUCUGCUGAACACCGAUGAGAUCAUCAGGCCAAACCUAUCCAUUCGAGAGGGAAUUGAAAUAAUUGUUUCCGGAGGAAUGACCAUGCCGCAGGUGAUUGCAUCACUAGAGCCCACACCGAGGAAGAGUCAGAGCAUCCGUCUAAAUAGAAUGACAUGACGAUGUAUGAGAUAGAACUGCAGAUCGUGUGGAUGGCCAACUCAGGUGCCACAUGUGCGUUUCUAAUGUGGUGAAUGUGGAUUUGGAAAUGGAACACGUUGUUAUGAACCACAUGUGCGGAAGCAUCUUAUCGAUGCCCUGGAUAUCCUAUUAUAUCACACACCUGUUGCGCUUCUCUCUGUUUGCUGACUGGUCCAGAAUGUUAACUUCGUUGCACCAGUUGUGUACAAGUGGUGUGCCUGAUCGAAUUCAUUGAUUACAGUGUAAUACCAUGUGGACUCAGUUAUGAUAUACCAUACUGACUUGUUUCUUCGGGAGCC
This is a messenger RNA of Brachypodium distachyon (stiff brome), 1187 nucleotides long. RefSeq names its product protein LIKE COV 2. The record is from RefSeq and is a predicted model, not a curated record. Gene Ontology annotation, cellular component: Golgi apparatus. The coding region runs from base 91 to 867 and encodes 258 amino acids. The transcript has 8 exons. NCBI's taxonomy places the organism in Eukaryota, Viridiplantae, Streptophyta, Magnoliopsida, Poales, Poaceae.